Aspergillus fumigatus Af293 is the source of this 918-nucleotide messenger RNA. RefSeq lists its product as uncharacterized. The record is from RefSeq and is a predicted model, not a curated record. Gene Ontology annotation, cellular component: striated muscle dense body; catalytic step 2 spliceosome; nucleolus. Lineage: Eukaryota; Fungi; Ascomycota; Eurotiomycetes; Eurotiales; Aspergillaceae. Gene Ontology annotation, molecular function: actin filament binding.
AUGGUCAAACCAUUAACCUUCAAAGGCGACAAGCCCAAAAAGCGCAAGCACCGCGAAAUCGCCGCCACAGAAUCCAAAUUCGGUGCCGACUCAGGCACAACCGCAAGGACCCCCGCCGAGGAAUCGCAGCACCUCGAAGACAGCGCCGAAGACCAGAGCUGGGUGUCAGCUGACACGCCGUCAGACAUCGCAGGACCCGUAGUGCUCGUCCUGCCAUCCGAUCCGCCAACGUGUAUCGCAAGCGAUGCGAACGGGAAGGUGUUUGCCAGCGAGCUGGAGAAUCUGAUAGAGGGCGAUGCGGCGACGGCGGAGCCGCAUGAUGUGCGGCAGGUGUGGGUUGCGACGAGGGUGGCUGGGACGGAGUCGUUGAGCUUUAAGGGGCAUCAUGGAAAGUAUGCAUUCCUGUCUACGACGAUUCCCCAAAGAACGAGGGAACGGAUGCUGACAAAUUGUUGGGACAGAUACCUAAGCUGCGAUACGUACGGGAUCCUGAGUGCGUCCGCGUCCGCCAUCUCGCACUACGAAUCGUUCCUUGCGCUCCCCUCGACCGAUAUCCCUGGUACGUUUGCGCUGCAGACGGGCGGAGGCGACAAGGAGGCGUUUGUGUGUGUGCGGGAGGCGUCGUCGAGCAGCAAGGCGAGCGGGCGCGUGAUCGAGGUGCGCGGCGACGCGAGUAGUCUUGGUUUUGAGACGACGCUGCGGGUUCGCAUGCAGGCGCGAUUCAAGCCGCGUAUCAAAGCGAACAAGGAGACCAAGGCGAGGGAGAAGAUUAGUCGGAAGGAGUUGGAGGGUAUUGUGGGGAGACGGCUGGAGGAGCAUGAGGUGAAGAGGUUGAAGAGGGCGAGGAGGGAAGGAACUUUCCAUGAAGAGGUGCUCGAUGUGAGGGUUAAGGGGAAGCAUGACAAGUUUGCUUGGUAG